AUGGCGCCUGGUGGCCAUCUUCCUGCUGCACUGCUGGCGAGUCGGAACUGCACACUGUGGAUGGCGCCUUCGUCGCUGCCGUCUGCAGGCCGCGGCAUCUUCACAGGCAUCGACUUGCCAGCAGGCGCUGCUGUUGCCGCCUCCCGCGUCGCCAUUCUGCCCAGCCGUAUCGCAGAGCUGACCCAGUUGGCGACCUACGUCUUUGCUGGUCCGGCCUCUGAGAAGAGAGGGGAGGCCAUGAGCCGGCUCAUGGUGGGUCCGGCCUCCUUGGCCAAUCAUGGCGUCGGUGAUCAGGUGAACUGCGAUCUUCAAGUCAAGGAGGCAGCGGCACGACAAGAUAACGUGUGGCAACAGGAGGGGAGCACAGCGGAGUUGCGCACACGGCGCCACAUAGAAGCAGGAGAAGAGCUCUUCAUCUCCUAUGGGACUGAAGAGUGGUUCUCCGACCGGGGCCUUCAAGCCUCCGAGGAGGUCCGCACAGGCUCAGCCGACGAAGGAGGCACAUGCGUCAGCCACGUGACGGCAGACCUGAACUCUCCAGGACUCGUGGCCUCUCGCCGUCUGCCGGCGAAGGAGCGCUUACUCUCCCCGGCCUUCCUCCUCCCGGCCGCCUUUGCCGAAGCGCUGGAGGGAAGCCCCGGCGCGAGGGAUCUCCUGGCGGGGGAGGUCUCCGUCCUUCCCGUCGCCUUCCCGGGACGCUUCACGGCCGAGUCGUCGACUCGGCCCGCGAACGCCGAGCUGCAGAUUCGAGUCGAUGGACGGCCGCUCACGCAGGAGCCUGUCGAGGCGCAAGCACUAGCCGACUCGAGCAGGCUGCGGCUGGAGAUUCUUGUGACGACAUCGACAGCAAUAGAAGAGGGCGAGCCCAUCGUGACAAAGCUUUGCGACAGUGGCUGCCCGGAGCUCUUCCCCGUAGCAUGGGGCAUCGAUCUUGAUGCGGCCAGGCGCCACGCCGCCGACGCCGGUGACGUGGAGGCACAGUUUCAGCUCGCGCAGUUGGCGCGGCUCAGCCCGGAGGCCUCAAAGGAGUCCCCCGGCGAGGCUCUGCUUUGGUAUCGGAAGGCGGCCGAGUCGGGUCACAUUCCUGCGCAGUUGCGACUUGGGGCGCUGCUGCACGACGGGGACAGACACCGUGCGCCGGACCCCGCCGCAGCCGUGGCCCUGUACCACACAGCUGCAUUAGCGGGCUCCGCCUCUGCGCAGUUUCUGUUGGGUUUGGCCUACAGCAACGGGGACGGCGUUGAGGCCGACUUUUCUCAAGCUGCACAUUGGUUCAGUCUCGCUGCAAGACAGGGCAGCCAGAGCUUCGCAAAGGCGGACAAAGCCAUGUACAACCUCGCCGCGGCCUAUCGCGACGGCCGGGGAGUUCCACGUGAUGCGGAGCAGGCUGUCGUGUGGACGCGUCGAGCAGCAGAGCUGGGCCACACCAAAGCCAUGUUCAACCUUGCCGUGGCACUGAGCCGGGGCGACGGGAGUCUCAAGAACGUCUCAGAGGCGAUCAGAUGGUACACCCUCGCAGCCGAGCGAGGUCAUGUCCUCGCGCAGUACAACCUGGCCUACGCCUACCAUGUGGGAACCGAUCUGGCACCCUCGGAUGUCGAGUCGGCGAAAUGGUUCCGCAGAGCUGCAGAAGGAGGCAGCAAAGAAGGCCAGUUCAUGAUGAGCAAGCUGUGUCGACGAGGCCAGGGGGUGGCCUGGAGCGAGGAGGAGUCUGUGUCAUGGCUACGGCAAGCUGCAGGACAAAAUCACGGCCAAGCACAAUACGAGUUGGCCGUCGCUCUAGAGACAGGCCGUGGUGUCCCGCAGAACCAAACCGAAGCAGACUUCUGGUACCGGAAGGCUGCAGACGCCGGAGUCCAGCGAACUUCUCGAGGAUUCUUCGGCCUUCUUGGGCGCCUUUUCGGGAGGACCGAGCUGUGA
This is a messenger RNA of Symbiodinium sp. CCMP2456, 1920 nucleotides long. Lineage: Eukaryota; Dinophyceae; Suessiales; Symbiodiniaceae. The record is from the annotation of a GenBank genome assembly.